Aureococcus anophagefferens is the source of this 788-nucleotide messenger RNA. RefSeq lists its product as hypothetical. The record is from RefSeq and is a predicted model, not a curated record. NCBI's taxonomy places the organism in Eukaryota, Pelagophyceae, Pelagomonadales, Pelagomonadaceae. The transcript has a single exon. The annotation marks the transcript as partial.
AUGUCGGCCAUGGACAACAUGAACAUGUUCAACGCGUCGGCCUACGGGUCGGCGGACGACGCCUUCCGGGCGGCCCAGGAGCAGUUCCGCGGCGGGAACAGCGUCAAGCCCGGCGGCUUCCGCGGCGACUCGAACUACGCCCGCGGCGGCGGCGGCGACUUCUACGGCCACGGCGGCGGCGGCGGGACCCAGGUCCCGGGCUUCAGCGACGACGCCGUCGCGCGCGAGGCGACGCGCGAGGCGAACAACAACCCCAUCUUCAAGAAGGAGCGCCACCCCAUCGACAGCCACGACUCGCUCUACGGCGUGAGCGACCGGUCGCCGCUCGAGGCGGACCCGCGCGACUACGAGAGCGACGACGAGGAGCUGCCCAUCAUCGAGGAGAUCGACGAGUACGACGCGCCGACGCGGGGCCGCGGGUCCAACCAGCUCGCGCGGGGCCGCGGCGGGAGCCCGCCGCCGGGCGAGCGCGGCGGCCGGUCGGGCAGCCCGCCGCCGGGCGAGCGCGACCUCGACGCGGAGCUCAACGACCUCGUGGUGAGGGAGGCCGAGGAGCUCGAGCCGGAGUACAACGCGGAGCUCGAGGGCUUCGAGCGCUACAGCGACGCGACGGGCCUCUACAGCGGCGACAAGCAGGAGCCGCGGAUCCCGAAGCAUCUGGAGCUCAAGCUCUGGGACCUCGCGGAGACGGAGGACCAGAAGAAGGCGGGCGUCGGCCUCUUCAAGGCCUGCGAGUGCGACAUGGACGACUUCCAGGACGUCUACAGCGCCAUGGUCGCGCCGGAGCA